This is a messenger RNA of Cuscuta campestris, 1040 nucleotides long. Lineage: Eukaryota; Viridiplantae; Streptophyta; Magnoliopsida; Solanales; Convolvulaceae. The record is from the annotation of a GenBank genome assembly.
CGCCAUUCCAGUCUUCCACUCCCGAUCGGCUCUUCCAAUCUUCCAUCGAUUCACCUUCCCAACUUGGACACUGCUCCAAUCGCAGGUUCCAGAGUCGCAAGACCCGCAACUUUCAAUUGUUGCACCUCCCUGUCUCGAUUCUCCUCCAGCACUCCAGUAGUCAGCACAGCAGCAUCAGUCUCUGCCUCAUUUGGCGUAAUAUAGAAGAAAACAAAAGGAAGGAAAUAUAAAGACUAAAAGACAUCUGUCUAAACAGCAAAGCAAACAUUUGGAGUGGAAUGGAGUCGAUUUGGAGGAAGGCAUUGAUAUUACUUUACCUAUAUAUAUUUCCUUUUGCAAUAAGUGUGAGAGCCUGGACCGGCGCAAUCCAUGGCAGAAUUGUGUGUGAUGUAUGCAGCGAUUCUUCUAUUGGCCCUGAAGACCAUGUUUUGGAAGGAGCAGAGGUUGCUGUUCUUUGCAUAACAAAGUCUGGGGAAGUUGUAAACUAUCAGGCAUUUACGGACUCCAAUGGGAUUUAUACAGUAGCAGAGAGUAUGCCAGAGAGCGAUCGAUGGGAUGCAUGCCUGGCUAGACCCAUAAGCAGCUUCCAUGAACACUGCACACACUUGAGAAAUACCCGCCCAGGUAUCAAGUUCAGUUAUAAUCUCCCAUCGGGUUUUUCGCAUUCUGUCCGACCAUUUGUAUACUCUCCGCCCACUCCUCCAUCAUACUGCACAUCAUAGGAAUGCCAUUUCCUCUUUCAACAGCUUGGGCAUUUCAAAUGCUGAAGAUAGACAUCGUAUGAGCGCAUGCUGCAUUUGUGUUUUAAAGGUCUCUUGAAUAUGUAUUUAUAUUAAUAUGCUCCGUAUUUAUAUUUGAAAAUGUUGAAUCACAAAAUAUAAUUUUAAGUAGAGUAUUUUGAGAUACAUGCUAGCAUAAAGAAAAAUAUUUAUACAUUGAUGUCUAAAAAUAUGAGCAUGUUACAUGUACCCCAAAAUUUGUACCUCAUUUAUGCACUAACAUUUUGAUAGUUCACACUUACAUAAAGCGUUGGUGCGUUA